AGGGAAGCGUCAGGCAUCAACUCAACCUGAAUUUCUAACACCAGCACUAAGUGGGGCCCAAGCUCCACUGCGCUCUUUUUUUAAGCUUUUGUCGGCUCCGUUGGGGCCCACAAUCCUCUUUCUCCUUCUCUCUCUUUAUCUCUAUUUCUGUGUGGGUGUGUCUGUAAAAACUAAAAACAAUAAAAACAAGUAGCUAGUGAGUAAUUUAAUAUAGUAACAAAGCAUUCCACAUGUGUGGCCUGGCUACUCCGCGCGUGCCAUGUCAUACUCCACACGAGUGGUCGUACGGGUCACACUUGGCUAAGCCCAACCAUGAAACAGCUAUCGACAAAUGUCUCACAGCAAACCCGAAUAUUUAAAAACUAAAAAACAACACCAACUUGAAGACUAGAAAGUGAAUCAACCUCUCUCUCUCUCUCUCUCUCACACACACACACACACAUUCUCUCUCAUGGCACCAACUCUCUCUCUCUCUCUCUCUCUCUCUAGAUAUGAAUGAAAGCCAUCAAGAUAUCCAGACCUGAGAAUAACAACCAUUCAGCAAGAAGAAGAAGAAGAAGAAGAAGAAGAAGAAGAAGAAGAAGUGGGAGAUCGAUAUAGCUUGGUUCUUGUUCUUCAACUCCAUCUUCAAUCAUCUGUAAAAGAAAGAGAAGCUUUGCAUGGAUACUGCUCAGUGGCCUCAGGGAAUAGGGUUGGUGAAACCCAUGGAAGAGUUCUUAGGGAGCAACACCACCUCCAGCACUGCCUCUGGCACCAUCAGCAACACAAGACCAGCAUCUGCAUCAAUGGAGAGGAGGGCAAGACCUCAAAAGGAACAAGCACUCAACUGCCCAAGGUGCAACUCCACCAAUACAAAGUUCUGCUACUACAACAACUACAGCCUGACACAACCCAGAUACUUUUGCAAGACCUGCAGAAGGUACUGGACUGAAGGUGGCUCUCUCAGGAAUGUCCCUGUUGGUGGUGGCUCCAGAAAAAACAAAAGAACCUCCACAUCAACCACCACCACCUCCUCUUCCACCACCACCACCACCUCUACCACCGCCACCACCACCACUAACACCACCUCUCAACCUUCCAUUAAGUUUCAUCAAGGUCAAGACCUCAACUUAGGCUUCCCACAUCCAUCAACUAUACCAGAGUUUGGUGAACUCCCAAGCAUGGAUAGUGGAAGCAAUAGUACCAACCCAUCCACUGCUCUUUCAGCAAUGGAAUUACUGCGAAGUGGGAUGUCUGGCAGGGGUCUCGGCCCUUUCAUUCCUAUGCCUAUGUCUAUGCCAGAGGCUGGUGCAGUUGCCUUUACACAUGGUUUUGGGAUGCAUGAGUUCAGGCCUCCCACUUUGAACUUCCCUCUAGUUGAUGGUACUGGUCCGGGUGCUAAUGAAUAUGGUGGCAUGCAAGGAGUACAAGAGAAUGCUGGUAGGUUACUGUUUCCUUUUGAGGAUUUAAGGCAGGUGCCUUCAGGCAGUGGUGGUGAUCAGAGUGGAGGACAUGGAGGUGAUCCUCCUCCUGCCUACUGGAAUGGGAUGAUUGGUGGUGCUGGUGGAGGAGCAUGGUAAUUAACAUGCAUGAAGAAAGGAAAGAACUGAAUAUAUAUAUAAAUAUUUAUGACUUAGUUUGAAGUUUCUUCAAGACUAACAGCAAAACAAGAUACAUGGAGUCUCCCUUCUCUUCUUAAUCCUUUCUUCAUUUCCAUCAUGGAAAUGUGAAGCUCCUUUUUUGGGUUGGCUUCAAGAGGAACUUAACUGCUUGCUUUGGAGUUGCCAGCGUUUAUUAUUUUUUGCCCCCCCCUUUUUUUUUUUCUUUCUCUUCUACCCUGCAGGUUGGCUAACAUGGAAGAUAACCCCCAUUCCUUUUAGAUUAUUGCACCAUAUAGCAAAGGAGUGAAGGAUGAGGCUCAUGAUCCAUGUGUUUAGUUAAUAUGUUGUGCUUUGGAAUAAUGUCCAUGUUUUAAUUUCUUUUCUUUCUUUCUGUUUUUUCAUGAGUGUGUGCGCAACUUUAGCAACAAGAAUAUGAACCUAAGACUCCUCUCUCUCUCUCUCCCUCCACUGUCUUUAUUUGUUUAUUUAAAUUAUCAAACAAGGGCUUGAUGAGUGUAUUAUAUAUUAACCUUCCUUCA
This is a messenger RNA of Dioscorea cayenensis subsp. rotundata (Guinea yam), 2119 nucleotides long. Its product is annotated as dof zinc finger protein 1-like. Bases 660 to 1559 code for a protein of 299 amino acids. Lineage: Eukaryota; Viridiplantae; Streptophyta; Magnoliopsida; Dioscoreales; Dioscoreaceae. Gene Ontology annotation, molecular function: DNA binding; DNA-binding transcription factor activity. The record is from RefSeq and is a predicted model, not a curated record. Gene Ontology annotation, biological process: regulation of DNA-templated transcription. The transcript has 2 exons.